Lotus japonicus is the source of this 2145-nucleotide messenger RNA. RefSeq names its product probable serine/threonine-protein kinase PBL1. The transcript has 5 exons. The record is from RefSeq and is a predicted model, not a curated record. Gene Ontology annotation, molecular function: protein kinase activity; ATP binding. Bases 299 to 1939 code for a protein of 546 amino acids. Gene Ontology annotation, biological process: protein phosphorylation. NCBI's taxonomy places the organism in Eukaryota, Viridiplantae, Streptophyta, Magnoliopsida, Fabales, Fabaceae.
GAAUUUCCCUUUUUCUUUCUCUUUCUCUUUCUCUUUCUCUCUGGAAUUUUCAAUAUUCCUCUCCUCUCUCUCUCUCUCUUAACUUCUCUUUCUCUCUCUAAAAUCUUCACUUCCCAGCUUUUCCAAUCUGCUUUCUUUGACUCGAUAAGGGUGUUGUCGUCGACGAUUCACCACCACAAUAAGUUUCCAUUUCUACCCAUUUCGUCGCACCGUGAUCGCUUCACUCUGUGUUGCAUGAGCUGCCAUUUCUCACGCAGCGAUAAGAAGUUCUCUACUAAUAUCAAAUUCUUUACAAAGGAUGGGGUGUUUCACUGUAUUGAAGAGCAAGAAGAAAAAGUCUGAUCAGAUUGCGUAUGUAAAACGUGCAAGCCAAAAAGAGCAUGUACCUACAGUACUGCCUGAACCUCAAACUCAUACUCGCUCACUUCAGUCUGCACCUCCUAGUUUUAGGACCAGAGUGAAACCCAUUCAAUCCAUUAAUAAAGUCACUAACAAUAGAACACGAGCAUUAUCUGCUCCAUCAACGCUUGAUGCAGCAGAACAAGAUGCUUUGGCUGCUGUUGAGUAUGAAGAACAAGAAGAGCCAAAAUACAGAACUGGAUCAAUGAAGGAGCAGCAUUCAUCUAGUCCACAGCCUUUACCGCUUCCAUCUCCUCAGGGCAGUGGUGCACUGAAGGCUUAUGCCAGUUUCAAGUUGGGGACAGCUAGUGGUCCUCUAAAUGCUUCUGGUCCUUUGCCACUUCCACCUACUGGGUCACUUCGGAAUUUUCCGUAUGACGAAAUUGCUGCUGCUUGCCACCAUUUCACUUCUGAUCGAUACAUGUCAGAAUCUCUUUCGUCCACCAUAUAUAAAGCUUCCUUUGGUGAUGAUCCUUCAAGUUCAAAGAAGUUUGAAGCUACUGUCACGCGCCUUCACCCAUCAUCUCAGGGCUUGAAGGAAUUCAUAAAUGAGGUUAAUACUCUCGCAACUCUGCAGCAUCCAAACCUCUGUAAGUUGCUAGGAUUUCAUGCACGUGAUGGUUCAGAACAUAGACUGUUGGUUUAUGAGAGGCUAUACCAUGGAAGCUUGGACCGCUUAUUAUACGGGAGAUCUGAUGGGCCAUCAAUUGAUUGGAAUACAAGAAUGAAAAUUGCAACGUGUGCUGCACAAGGCCUUACUUUCUUGCAUGAAGAAGGGCCUUUUCAGGCAAUGUAUAAUGAAUUCUCAACAGCCAACAUACAAAUUGACAAGGAUUUCAGUGCCAAGCUCUCAGGAUAUGGUUGCGUUGGACAUAUUCCCGAAGAAGAGAUUUCAAGCAGUUCACCUGCUGUUGGAAACCUUUCAAUGGAGACUUUGGAGAAAGGAAUGCUUACUCCAAAGAGCAAUGUUUGGAGCUUUGGAAUUAUUCUUCUGGAGCUACUCACUGGAAGAAAGAAUUUUGAUAGCCGGCAUCCCAAGGAAGAGAGGAAUUUAGUCAAGUGGAGCAAGCCCUUCCUUGCUGAUAAUUAUCGUCUGUCAUUGAUCAUGGAUCCUCAACUCAAAGGUCGCUUUCCUUCUAAAGCGGCGAGAACAAUAGCUGACAUUGCACAGAGAUGCCUUCAAAAGGAGCCAUCCGACAGACCCACCAUGAGAACUGUUGUUGAGCAGCUCAAAACGAUACAGGAUGUGAAAUACUCUUGCAGGUUCCCACUGCAGGAACCUGCACCAUUCUCUGGAAAAAAUAUGUCAAGAUCACCAAGUCUUAAUGGCAUCGUCUGCCCUGCCCCGAAGUUUAGUUACUCCCCUUCGCCACCAUCACUCGCCCCGGCAUCUGUCUCACCUCCAAGAUGGUCUGGAGUGCCCCUCCUCCUUCCGCCCCGUGCUUGUUCUUCUACUCUCGCUUUGGAGGAGCUUGAUAGGCAAGAAAGCCGCAAGUCAUCAUCCUCAGCCUCUAGGAGGGCUAGUGUUGAAGGAUUUUGAUUGUCUAUAAUGUUCAUUUUUUAUUUAUUAUUAUUUUCUCGGUGUGGUUCAACACAAAUUUAUAGGAGAUAAAGUUGUGGUUCUUCCACCUUUUAAUCCCCUCAGUGUGAUGCUGAGAGGAUGUUCUUUUGUAGAUAGUGCAAAGGUUGUUCUGACUGGGCACAGUCAGUAACCUCAUUUAUAUGAAAGGUAUAUGGUCUUUAGCA